AUGUCCAAGUUAUACAGAACUGGAAAUCUAACAAAUAUCUCAGAAUUCUUCCUCCUGGGCCUCUCAGAUGAUCCAGAACUGCAGCCUGUGCUCUUCACCCUGUUCCUGUCCAUGUACCUGGUCACCGUGUUGGGGAACCUGCUCAUCAUCCUGGCUGUCACCUCUGACCCCCACCUCCACACCCCCAUGUACUUCUUCCUCUCCAACCUCUCCUUGGCUGACAUUGGUUUCAUCUCUACCACUGUUCCCAGGAUGACUGUGAACAUCCAAACUCACAGCAAAGUCAUCUCCUAUGUGGGCUGCCUGACUCAGAUGUCUGUGUUUAUCUUUUUUGGAUGUAUGGAUGAUAUGCUCCUGACUGUGAUGGCCUAUGACAGGUUUGUGGCCAUCUGUCACCCACUGCACUACCAGGUCAUCAUGAACCUACGCCUCUGUUGCUUCUUGGUUUUGGUAUCUUCUAUUUUUAGCAUUUUGGAGUCCCAGGUGCACAAUUUGAUUGUAUUACAAGUUGCCUGCUUUAAGGAUGUGGAAAUUUCUAAUUUCUUCUGUGACCCUUCUCAGCUCCUCAAGCUUGCCUGUUCUGACACUCUCACCAAUAACAUAGUCAUGUGUUUUCUUGGUGCCAUCUUUGGUUUUCUCCCUUUGUCAGGGAUCUUUUUCUCUUACUAUAAAAUUCUUUCCUCCAUUCGCAGAGUCCCCACAUCAGGUGGGAUGUAUAAAGCCUUCUCCACCUGUGGCUCUCACCUGUCAGCUGUUUGUUUAUUAUAUGGAACAGGCAUUGGUGUGUACUUCAGUUCAGCUGUCUCACAAUCUCCCGGGAAGGAUGCCGUGGCCUCGGUGGUGUACACUGUGGUCAUGCCCAUGCUGAACCCCUUCAUCUACAGUCUGAGGAACAGGGACAUCAAGCGGGCCAUGUGGAGGUUCUGCAGCAAAACAAUCAAACCUCAGUCCCUCUGCCACCCAUUUGGAUUGCAGAUGGGAAAAUGA
Hippopotamus amphibius kiboko is the source of this 987-nucleotide messenger RNA. Its product is annotated as putative gustatory receptor clone PTE01. The coding region runs from base 1 to 987 and encodes 328 amino acids. The record is from RefSeq and is a predicted model, not a curated record. Gene Ontology annotation, biological process: G protein-coupled receptor signaling pathway. Gene Ontology annotation, molecular function: olfactory receptor activity; G protein-coupled receptor activity. NCBI's taxonomy places the organism in Eukaryota, Metazoa, Chordata, Mammalia, Artiodactyla, Hippopotamidae. Gene Ontology annotation, cellular component: membrane. The transcript has a single exon.